Megalobrama amblycephala (Wuchang bream) is the source of this 1038-nucleotide messenger RNA. RefSeq names its product B-cell receptor CD22-like. NCBI's taxonomy places the organism in Eukaryota, Metazoa, Chordata, Actinopteri, Cypriniformes, Xenocyprididae. The annotation marks the transcript as partial. The record is from RefSeq and is a predicted model, not a curated record. The transcript is spliced from 5 exons.
GUAGAUCCUCCAGAUCUGUCUAAUGACACUGAAUACAGUCAGAGGCUUCAGUAUCUGGGAGAUAAACAGCAGAUCUGCACCAUCAGACUGCAUGUGACACUGAAGGAUUCACACAAGUACUAUUUCAGAUUCAUCACUGAUAAAGAUGUUGGUAAAUGGAUUGGUACUCCAGGAGUGUCUCUUACUGUCACAGAUCUUCAGGUGGAGUCUCCUGAGAGAGUGACAGAGGGAGAUUCAGUCCAUCUGACAUGUAAAAGCAGCUGCACUCUGACUGACAGAGCAACAUUCAUCUGGUACAGAAACUCACAGCCAUUAACUGAGAGAAGAGACAGAAACAAUGAACUCCUGCUGCAGUCAGUCAGAAGAGAGGAUGCAGGCAGAUAUAGCUGUGCUGUACACGGACACAAUCACAUCUCUCCUGCUGUUCAGCUCAAUGUCACGUACCCUCCAAAGAGUGUCUCAGUGUCCAUCAGUCCAUCUGGUGAAAUAGUGUCAGGAGAUUCAGUGACUCUGAUCUGCAGCAGUGAUUCAAACCCUCCUGCAGAAAUCAGCUGGUUUAAAGGAGGAACGUUUGUAGGAUCUGGAAGAAUCUACAGCAUCUCAAAGAUCAGCUCUGAUGACAGUGGAGAAUACAAGUGCAGAUCCAUCAAUGAACAUGGAGAGAAAUACUCUGAUAAUGUGACUUUAAACAUCAUGUAUCCUCCCAGGAACGUCUCAGUGUUGAUAAAUGGAUCUGGUGAAAUAGUGUCAGGAGAUUCAGUGACUCUGAUCUGCAGCAGUGAUUCAAACCCUCCUGCUCUGAACUUCAGCUGGUUUAAGGAGAAUGAAAGCUCAGCUGUUGGAUCUGGACAGAGUUUCAGUGCACUACAGAGUGGACGCUUCUACUGUCAGGCUCACAAUCAACAUGGAUCUCAGAGAUCAGACGCUGCAACUGUCACAGUUCAUCAUGGUGCUGGUAGGAAUGUGAUUGUGAUCGCAGCGGCAUCUGGAGGAUUAUUCACCAUCAUUAUCAUCAUCAUCAUCCUCUUUAUAAUGUGA